GCGCAAUUCCAAGACCUCUCUCUCUCUCUUUCUAUUAUAAAUUGUCCUAAAACCUCUCUCUCUUCUGCCGCUCUCACUUUUUUUUUUAUUUUCUCUCUCGCAGUCGCAGCCCUACUCCUUGAUCAACAAUGGAAUUUUGGGGAGCUGAAGUAAAGGCUGGGAUGCCUCUUAAAGUGAGGCCUCAAGUAGACCAUCUUAUCCACUUGUCUCAGGCAACAAUUGAUGGAGCCAAAAAGGGAGAAUCAGGUCUCUUGUACGUGAAUAUUGAUUGGAAUAAAUAUGUCAUUGGAACACUCUCUCAAGACCACAUUCCUCAGAUUAGCUUUGACCUCGUCUUCGAGCAGGAGUUUGAGCUCUCUCACUCUCUGUCUCAAGGAAGUGUCCACUUUGUUGGCUACAAAUCUCCCAACAUCGAUCAAGAGGACUACCCUUCUGAUUCUGAAGAGGGGGAGGUGCUGGCAGUUCCUGCUACUUCUAAUGUAGUCAAGGCUGACUCGAAACCAAAGGCCAAGCCUGCUGAAGUGAAGCCUGAGUCAGACGAGGAUGAGGAUGAUGAGUCUGAGGAGGAGGAGGAUGAUUCUGAAGAUGAUGGACCCGACCCUGAGAAAGUGAUGGAGGUUGACGAGGAUGAAGAAGAGGACUCUGAAGAAGAGGAGGCCCCUAAGCAGCCUGCGCCAAGCAACAAGAGGACGGCGACUGCAUCUGUUUCCAAAACACCUGUCCCUGCAAAGAAGACGAAAACAGCAGUAGCAGCCACUCCUCAGAAGACAGAAGAGAAGAAGAAGAAGGGCGGGCACGCAGCUACACCACACCCAGCUAAAAAGGGUGGAAAGAAUGCUAACCAGAAUCCAAAAUCUGGAGGUCAAUCAUCCGGUGGUAACAACAAGCAAGGGAACAAGGGCAAGGGAAAAGUAAAGGGCAGAGCCUAAGUUGAAGUAGCUAACUAUGGAUAAUUUUUGUUUUUAAUUUAUAUCGUAAAGAUUUUAUCUAUUAUCGGAAAAGUUAUUUUAAGUAGUUUGCAACUUUAUUGAACUCAGUACGAAUAUUGCUGAAAUGAUAAAGGACUUGGUACCCUUACUACUAGUAAGGGUGUUGAAAAAUACAAA
Messenger RNA from Brassica oleracea var. oleracea, 1106 nucleotides. RefSeq names its product histone deacetylase HDT2-like. Lineage: Eukaryota; Viridiplantae; Streptophyta; Magnoliopsida; Brassicales; Brassicaceae. Bases 129 to 929 code for a protein of 266 amino acids. The transcript has 7 exons. The record is from RefSeq and is a predicted model, not a curated record.